AUGCCAGAUCUGCAGCGCUUUAGUUUUUCAUACCAUAGCAUGAAUCCUUUGUUGGGGGCCAAUACGCAUCUCCAACAGCAUCCGCAGCAGAGCCAGGCUCCCGGACACCCAGACUCUCCCUCAGGCCUCCUGCCCGACACCGUUUUCGGUGGACCGGACCCGGCGUCUUUUCUUCUGGGUGAGCAGCCCGGCUCGGGGCCUGAUCAGCCGGGGCCUGACUUCACCGCACCCUCACAGACCUCACCUUUCCUCCACCACAACCCCAGCAGCCACUACCAGCACCGCGCUGUGCCGCAUCCUCCCGCAGCCAUGGCUCUCAGAAACGACUUGGGAUCCAACAUCAGCGUCCUCAAAACUCUCAACCUGAGGUUCAGAUGCUUUUUGGCAAAAGUGCACGAAUUAGAGCGCAGAAAUAAGAUUUUAGAGAAGCAGCUGCAGCAGGCGCUGGAUGCCAACAAGGGCUGUCAAGGUGGAUGCUGUGAGAGCAGGGCGCAUACCCAGGAGGCAGGUGUGCAGACCGGAUUUGUGGGGACCAUAUCGCUCAGGCCUGGCUCCCUCCCCUUCCACAACACCAACAACUCGGCCAGGAGGCCUACAACACUGUUCACAUCACCACUCACAACAACCCUCCCACCUGCAGCUGCGGAAAACUCCAGUUCAACCCAAACAAAUACUACUUGCAACCCAGUCAUCACCAUCAGCCAGUCCUCUCCCUGUGUGGACUCCCCUGGCUCUGGCUCUAAAACUGCCCCCAACACCAUCGCAGGACAGGGGGGCUCCACCAACCCUCCGCCACGGUUCCUACCGGGCACCAUCUGGUCCUACAACCAUACCCGCAAGUUUGGCCCCGGUGCAGAACGUCUGACCAGCCCAGGAGUGUCCUGGGUGCACCCUGAUGGAGUCGGGGUCCAGAUUGAUACCAUCACCCCUGAGAUAAGAGCCCUGUAUAAUGUCCUGGCCAAAGUGAAGAGGGAGAGAGACGAGUACAAACGCAGAUGGGAAGAAGAAUAUACUAUGAGGAUGGAUCUGCAACAGAAAAUUACGGACCUACAAGAGGACCUGCAGGAGAGUGAAGGCUGUCAGGACGAGCUGGCUCUCAGAGUUCAGCAGCUGAAGGCAGAACUGGUUCUCUUCAAAGGCCUCAUGAGCAAUAACCUGUCCGAGUUGGACAGUAAGAUCCAGGAGAAAGCCAUGAAGGUAGACAUGGACAUCUGUCGCAGGAUCGAUAUCACCGCUCGUCUCUGUGACGUAGCUCAGCAGAGGAACUGUGAGGAUGUGAUCCAGAUGUACCAGGUUCCUAACAACCAAUCAUCCCUAAACUGCCGCCGGAAACAAACCCCCCUGUCCUUCAACGGGAGUGAAUGUGACGAACCUGUGAGCACGUCAGAAAGUGAUGGGGGCGUGGUCAAAGAGGAAGAGCACUGUGGUUCAUCAGCCAAUCAGAUCAAUGAAGAGAUGCAGAGGAUGCUGAACCACCUGCGGGAAUGUGAGUUUGAGGACGACUGUGACAGUCUGGCGUGGGAGGAGACUGAAGAGACGCUGCUUCUUUGGGAGGACUUCCCAGGAUGCACUCUGCCUCCUGACCCUACCCACCCACCUGGAGAGGAGGAUUGUCUGGAAAAGGUGAUUAAUGACACCGAAUGUCUUUUCAAGUCCCGAGAGAAGGAAUACCAGGAGACGAUUGACCAGAUUGAGCUGGAACUGGCCACAGCAAAGAGUGACAUGAACCGACAUCUGCAUGAGUACAUGGAGAUGUGCUCGAUGAAGAGAGGCCUUGAUGUUCAGAUGGAGACCUGCAGGAGACUCAUCACACAGAGUGGAGACAGUAACCCUGCAGCACCUGUGUCCACUGAGGACAGUGACCAAAGAGAGAGCGACAGGUCUUCAGCGUCUCCACCAUCUUCCUCAAGCGCUGGGAGAUCUUGACACUUCCUCACUCCGGCAGCAAUGGCGGCUGCGGGCAUGUGAACUCCACUGCAUCCAGCUACAGUACCACACCUACGCAAUACACACCUGUAGCUAUGGCAACACCAUGUUUACAUAUGGACCUCUUCAUUUACUAAGUCACACUGUUUAUUCUUCCUGCUGGCCACGCAAAUCAGCUUUGUGUCUGGAUUUUUGUCAUUACUACGCUAUGCAGAUGUCACUGCCCUGCAGAGGUGAGAGGUCUUCUCGUAGUUGGACCCUGUCAUCUUGUGUGUGACAGCAGUAGUUAAUCUUAUGAUUGUGCUGUGAAGAUUCAGAAGGUUGCAGAUUCUGAUUUUUUUAAGUCAUUGGGCUGAUGUCCUUGUUGUGUGGUGACAGCACAGUGCUGUAGGCUACAGGAAAGCAUAUUAUUAUUAUAUUAUUAUUCACUCCACACACAAUAAACAAACCAACAAACCAUCUGAAGCUCAUCAAGCAAAUACCUGUUGUAAGGCCAACCCCCACACAGAUUUACAGGCUGACAAUUAACCUUCUACCAGUGAACAAAUGAAACAAACAAAACAGACAGGAGGUCAAUUUGAGUCAUGCAACAAAGGUUGUUCGGUAUUGAUAAUGAUGAUCUUGAGUCUUUAAAGUCUUAUAAGAUGUCAUAAUUCAGCAUUUUACUGCCUUACAGCUGCGGAUUCUGAGCUUACUUUGUAUCUGUAUACUAACAGAUCAAACCACAUGCAGCGCAAAGCUUAAGUCAUAAAUAAAACAUAAGAUCUGGGCUUUAUUUAGCAAAACAUAAAGCGGAAAAAUUCUAAUAAAAAAUAUUAAUCAUAACAUUAGUUGUGUGUAUAUUGGAGCAGCAGAGUUGUGUCUCAUGCCUCCUCCUUGCCAAUAUAAAUUAGGUACAAAACAGUCAAAAGGAUGUUCGGUCUUGGUGGUGUGUCGUAAUGACAUCAUUUAUUUAUCUGCUGUGAAUUAGCUGAAUCCAAACAGGAUUUUAAGGGAGGCAUCCACCAGUUAAACAGUUUUACCAUGUUAUCCAUCGCUGACGUACUGUGGAUUUCCUAGCUCAGUAAAUGUAGCAUUAAACCUGUGAAUAAAUGGACAAAAUAGCUCAUUGUGUCACACUUUACCCACUGCAAUAACUAAGUUAACAAUACAUUUUAAGCAUUGGCUGUAAGCAUCAUUUUGGUGGAGCUCAAACCACACCGACAGUGCAUCCUCGUACACAGAGAAAACCCUCCUAGAAUAGAAACCAACCUCAGUUUGUCAGUGGGAACUGUUGAAAAUGAAUCUUGACAAUAGCAAAGUAGGAGCAGAUGAAGCAUUUUUAAGGAAAGUCAGAACACCAACAAGGUUUACAACAUUUACAACAUUUCAUAACAAAAAAAAAACAAACAAACAUGAAAUGCAUUAAACGUCACAGGUAGAACUGUUGGAGGUGUGUAUUUUCUAUUAUGGUGCUUCAUAAGAAUCCUAAAGGUGCGUGAGAGGGAAGCAUGUUUGUUUUCAGUUUUAAAUGUCACCAAAGUCUCUGUUCAGAUUCACUCUGCACCCUCAUGAAACUGAUGUGGAGUUUGUGUUGGCUCUUCGUUCUGUGUCACAGACAACUACUGUAUGAAUGCUGUAGUAUAAUGCUUAGAUUAGGGUCGGGUCCCGUGUUGCUCGAGCAGAGCCGCACGCUUGAGCAGAAUCGCUGUAAGGAUAGUAACAGGAGCACAAAAGGGUAGUCAUGAAAUAAUGUAUGUUAGCCAUUGAGUGCCAAAAUAAAAUUGUCAGAUUAUGAUUCAACAGAAAAUUGCUGUAAAAAAAAAAAAAGAAUGACUAAAUAUAGCUGCCGAAGCUAUUUCACCAAGGUGCUUGAUGUAUAUAACUAAACCUAUUUUUGAGCCUGUAAACAUUUGCACAUAGAAGGGAAGAGCAAAGCAAAAGUGUAUAUGAAACAAUCAGCACUAUUACUUGUAAAACAAAAAAUGUUGACACGCUGGAAAUAGAAAACUAUAUUUCUUCUAUUCAUAUUUAUCAUCUUUUACAUAUUGCAGGUGGGGUACUAGAAUAAGAAAUUAACACAAACACAUACCUCAUUUUUACUUUCUUUAUGUUUUUUGCUGUGCACAUUUAGCCAUGAACUUUAACUCCAACGCACUGCUACAGUAAAACAUACGUGUAUUAACACACUGUGGGGACUUGUCACCGUCAGGGGAACGCCCCCUGCCAUCACCGCUCUAUUAUCAGACACAAUAUAGUCCUGGCUGUAGUUUCUUCUGUGUGGUUGAACCAGGUGAAAUGUAUUUCUUCUGCUUCUCCUCCAACUCGCACUUCAAGACUUUGUUUCAAUAAUAGAGACGGUUGGGGGACAUAUUUGAAGCUUGUAUAAACCUGUGCAUGUGUGGCUGUUGGAAUCAGCUGAAUGCUAACUGCGGCAUUUCACUACUGUUUGAAUACAGAAGGAGGAUGUCAGAGAUGAAUGGUGUGAGACGUAAAACACACCAUUUCCCUUUGUAUAGGUUUACUUUCACGCACGGAGUGAGUCUCUAUGUAUGCAUGUGCCAGUGUGUAUGUUUUUGGGUGUUUACGUCUGUAUAGUGAGUGUUUUUAAAAAGACUUACUGGGGCAAAUGUACAACAUGAAGAAGAAGGAAACAUUACAAGUUCAAUUCGAUGUUCAACUGUGAUGUUCAAAAGAAAUUUUGACUUUGAGACUGAGCUGUCUUUCGACAAUAAUCACCUCGAAAAUUGUACAUAUUUAAAUCAAAUGACAAUGGAGUGCUUUUUCCAUUGGUACUCUUUCUUUAUGAGUGUAUGAGGUUGCCGAAUAAAGUCAAUUUAAAAAUAACUCGAGUUUAAACAAAAAAGAACUACUGAAAUGCAAAUGCUUUAGCGAAAUGACUGUACGAUGGCUUUGAUAAUAUAUGUGUAAAGGAACUAUAGCUUUGAAUAUAUACUUGUGUUCAAAGACUGCAGAGGGAGAACGUCCACAGUCACACAUCUGAAAAGAAACUUCUCAGAGUUUUGAAUUAAAAUAUGACCUGUUUGCUCUCUUUAUCCCACAAAAUCAUUUCAUUCAAUUUGUGUCACAUAACAAUUUGCAGAUAAUCCUGAAUAUUGAUUGAGUACUCCAGAUGUGUGACUAUGCAGCUUUAAACAUCAAGACGGUAAUCUCGGCUAAAAAGCUUCGCCGCAGAGCUACAGUAUGUAAUGUGUCAA
Molecule: messenger RNA, 5123 nt
Organism: Chelmon rostratus (copperband butterflyfish)
Lineage: Eukaryota; Metazoa; Chordata; Actinopteri; Chaetodontiformes; Chaetodontidae
Gene: iffo1b
Product: intermediate filament family orphan 1b
Exons: 9
Coding region: 1-1926 (641 amino acids)
Source: RefSeq, a predicted model, not a curated record